Aspergillus niger is the source of this 1032-nucleotide messenger RNA. RefSeq lists its product as uncharacterized. The record is from RefSeq and is a predicted model, not a curated record. Bases 1 to 1032 code for a protein of 343 amino acids. The transcript is spliced from 4 exons. Gene Ontology annotation, cellular component: Golgi apparatus. Lineage: Eukaryota; Fungi; Ascomycota; Eurotiomycetes; Eurotiales; Aspergillaceae.
AUGUACUGGCCAACUUCGCAAAACGAAAAAUGGUUCUGCGGAACACUGUUCGUGCAAGGACUGCUUGUUCUCGUGUUGAACAUAUAUAACCUCAUUCAGUGGCAAUCAUGGACGAAUCCCAAUGCCACUCAGGUCGCCAUAUCAUACCAGGUCCCCAUCAACAUUGCACUCAUCAUGUUUGCUGUCGUUUAUGAGAUAUUUCUUGGCCUUGACAUGGUACAUCAUAAGAAUAUUAUAUUGCUUCUAGCCCUUUGCAUUAGCAAUGGCUGUGUCCUCGCCUAUUCUGUGAUGCAGUACAUGUCUAUUCAUCAUACCACCUUGACUAUUGGAGAGAACCGCGACUAUCUCGGCCGACCAUUGGUGGACUUAUCAAGAGACCUGUGGAAAGAAAUCCAGCCUGCUGAGCUUCUGGUUCCCAUCACCGUCAGUAUUGCGACGCUCUUUAUGUGGCCGAUCGCGUAUUGGGUCCAUAGAGAAUUUUCCUGGGCUAUAUACCAGUAUGUUCAGGGGAGCCCUAAGAGUCGUAAACAAUAUCGAGGAUAUGAGGCAUAUCUUGUUCUAAUCAAGUUCGACUUCUUCUUCCUGGUGGGCUUUAUCAUUCAGUAUGACCUCGUUGACGUCCACUUUGAGGAGCCCGAGUACUCCUUGACAUUAGCACUCAUUCCAGCCGCAUUGCUGGUGAUGACUGUGGGCACAUAUUUUGUCCGACGUGAACACAGAAUUUCUACCAUCAUUAUUGCAGUCUGCCGUCUAGGCAUUGCGGCCUAUUUACUGAGUCGGAUCAUCGUUCUAUGUGGAAAUACUUUGCGUGGCAACACACCAGGGAAGGACAUGAUGCUGCUCUUUGCCAGUGUAGCAUUUGUCCUUUCCUGCCUUAUCAUUGUAUGCACGGUAUAUUGCAUACUGAACUUUGAACAUGGUCUCAAGUCGGUGUUUGCCCGGAAGAAUCAAGUCGCUCAGCGGUCUUUCGUGUUCCAGGAGCUUCCAAGCCACCCGAACAGUACUCGACACUCUAGACUCUCCCUUGAUUAA